Lepus europaeus (European hare) is the source of this 1414-nucleotide messenger RNA. It is a transcript of the gene HAUS8, whose product is annotated as HAUS augmin like complex subunit 8. The record is from RefSeq and is a predicted model, not a curated record. The coding region runs from base 185 to 1285 and encodes 366 amino acids. Lineage: Eukaryota; Metazoa; Chordata; Mammalia; Lagomorpha; Leporidae. The transcript has 12 exons.
GCGGGCGGGCCAGACCAAGUGUAAGGGGGGAAGGGGGAGGCGCGCGCGCAGGGAGCGCCCACCUCGCGCUCAGCCGGCGCUCGCGCCCUGCGGACACCCCUCUCGGGCUUCUCGACAUGGCCCGACCCGCGGCGAGGGGCCGGGCCGGGCCGUGAGGAGCCGGCCUUUGAGUGGAAGGCGGGAAAUGGAUUCCUCAGGACGCGGCGGCGCCGGGAAGCCCUCUGCGGCCGCGCCCGGCACUCCCGGUGCUGCCAAGCCCAGAGCAAGACGGGCACAAGGGGGAAGAGUGGUGGAGUCCCGGUACUUGCAGUAUGAGAAGAAGGUGGCCAAGAAGGCUCCUGCCGCAGACACCACGAAGACCAGCGGGAAGGCGCCCGAGGGCGGGAGGAAAGCGGGCCUGCCCCAGAGGAGCCGAGAUGACAGCGGCGUCGGGAAGAGGGACCUGCAGUCCACCAUGCUGGAAGGGCACGGCGCGGCCCCACCCGACCUCGACCUCUCCGCCAUCAACGACCGAAGCACGCUCAGGAAGACCCCCCAGCUGGACAGGUCGCUGUCCAAGAGGGCGGAGUCGGCCUCCUUCUCAGCCCCGAGGAGGAAGGGCCCGGACCUCUGCGAGGAGAUGGAGCUGAUGGAGUCGCAGACGCUGCUGCUGACCCUGCUGGCCGUCAAGAUGGAGAAUGGCCUGGCCCGGUUUGAGGAGCAGGCAGAGCGGGAUUUGCUGCGCCUGGGCCGGGAGCGGGAGCGGCUGCGGGAGGCGGCCCACGGGCUGCGGCGCAGGCUCCUGGUCUCGCAGAAGAAGAGGGAGCUGGCGGGAGCACUCACCACCCAGACGGAGCUGCUGUGGCCCUUCGAGGCGGCGGCCAGCCGCUUCAGGGACGGGUACACGGCGCUCGCUACGGCCCUGGACGGCACCCGGCACGAGCUGCCCGUGCGCUCCGUCCACCUGGAGGGCGGCGGCCGGCGCCUGCUUGAUGCCCUGCAGCCUGAGCUGAACACGGCCCAGCGCCUCCUGGGAGAGCUCGGGGUCGGCAGCGCAGAGCCCACGCAGGCACUGGCCUUGCUCAGUGAGCUCCGGGGCCUGGCCGUGGAGAAGGACCUGGAGCUCCGAAGGAGCUUCGCCCAGGUGCUGGAACUGUCGGCCGAGGCGAGCAAAGAGGCCGCCCUGCUGAACCAGGGAGCCUGGGAGGAAGCCCAGGGCCCAGCGGCCCCCAGCCGCUGGUACUUCCGCGGGGACGGCGCCCACGGGGAGCGGCCCCUCUCCCAGGACGAGCCGGGGCCCCCGUGAGCCCGCCCAGCGCCGCCCCGCCCGGAGCCCUGGCCUCGCCUGGGGUGCCCCGGACAGUGAGCACUUUAUCCGCUGCCGUCGGACCGUUCUGUUUGCCGCGUUGAAAUAAAACUGUUCUGCACUGGAAAC